AUUUUCGAUAGGCGCGAUGUGUGAUUGUCGUAAUGAUGGCUGUUUUUGAAACAUUACGCUAAUAUGUUCGACAACACCUUGGGACGUUUACUAUUUGAAAUACAUAAUUUGGAUAUAUAAAUAAAUUAAAUUUCAAAACGUUUUGAGAUGGCGGAUCUAGAAGCUGUACUGGCGGAUGUUAGCUAUUUGAUGGCUAUGGAGAUGAGUAAAUCUACUCCUGCUGCCCGUGCCAGUAAAAGAAUAGCACUACCUGACCCAAGUAUCCGUGGCAUCAUGACCAAAUACCUGGAGAAGAAUAAUCAAAUCACUUUUGAUAAAAUUUUCAAUGAGAAAUUAGGUAUGUCUCUUAUCUAUGAAUUGUUUUAAAGCUAAUAUUUUUCCAUAAGGUUACUUAUUAUUCAGAGAUUUUGCGCUCAAUGUAAGUGAAGAACCUGUGCCUCAGUUGACGUUUUACGAAAAUAUAAAAAAGUUUGAAAAGUUGGAGACAGAUGAAGAACGCAUAAAACUUGGUCGAGAAAUAUAUGAUCAGCAUAUUAUGAAAGAAUUGUUGUCGCAUAAUCAUAAAUUCUCUAAAUCCACUGUGGAUCAUGUUCAUGAAUUGCUUACUUUAUCUCAGAAAACUAAAAAGCUACCACCAGAUACUUUUUCUUUAUAUAUAGAUGAAAUUCUUCAAUCUCUUCGUGGUGAUGUAUUUGAAAACUUUCUUCGAAGUCAAAAAUUCACACGAUUUUGUCAAUGGAAGAAUUUGGAAUUAAACAUUAAUCUGACUACUAAUGAUUUCAGUGUACAUCGUAUCAUUGGACGUGGUGGUUUUGGUGAAGUUUAUGGAUGUCGAAAAGCAGACACAGGUAAAAUGUAUGCUAUGAAAUGCUUGGAUAAGAAAAGAAUCAAAAUGAAGGGUGGAGAGACUUUGGCUCUUAAUGAGCGUGUCAUGCUCUCACUUGUCAGUACAGGAGAUGGUUGUCCUUUUAUAGUCUGUAUGACGUAUGCCUUUCAAACUCCAGAAAAGUUAUGCUUUAUAUUAGAUUUAAUGAAUGGUGGUGAUCUACACUAUCAUCUUACACAGCAUAAUAUCUUCUCUGAAUCAGAAGUACGUUUUUAUGCAGCUGAAGUUAUACUUGGUUUGGAGCAUAUGCAUAAUAGAUUUGUUGUAUAUCGAGAUUUAAAGCCAGCUAACAUACUUUUGGAUGAAUACGGCCAUGUUCGAAUUAGUGACUUGGGAUUAGCAUGUGAUUUUUCACGUCGUAAACCUCAUGCUAGUGUUGGUACACACGGUUACAUGGCUCCUGAAGUACUACAGAAAGGCUGCCCGUAUGACUCUUCUGCUGAUUGGUUUUCACUCGGUUGUAUGCUGUAUAAACUGUUAAGAGGUCACAGUCCAUUCAGACAUCAUAAAACAAAGGAUAAACACGAAAUUGACAGAAUGACUAUGACCAUGAGCCUUGAUAUUCCUGAUGGUAUGUCUUGUGAAAUGCGAUCACUUCUAGAAGGUUUACUGGCACGUGACGUAUGCAACCGUUUGGGAUGUAUGGGGCGUGGAUCUUUGGAAGUCCGUGAACAUCCAUUCUUUAAAGGAAUUGAUUGGCAACAAGUUUACUUACAAAAGUAUCCACCACCAUUAAUUCCACCUAGAGGUGAAGUAAACGCUGCAGAUGCUUUUGAUAUUGGCUCAUUCGAUGAAGAGGAUACCAAAGGCAUAAAGCUUACUGAGGCUGAUCAAGCAUUGUACCAAAACUUCUCACUUGUUGUGUCUGAACGUUGGCAAUUGGAAAUAGCUGAAACAGUAUUUGAUUUUGUAAAUCAAGAAGCAGACAAAAUUGAUGCUAAAAGAGCUCGUGCUCGACAACGCUCUACACAGACAGCUGAUGUUCCAAGCAGUGGAGUUACUUCGAGUACUGGAAACUUGUCGAACUCUGGGAGUGGUGGAGUUUCGAACACUGGGUCAGGAGGAAAUUUACUAUCUGAUAGUCUUACUGUUGAUGGUGUCGCAUCAGAUUGUAUUGUUGAAGGUGAAGUCUUAAAAUUAGGUGGACCAUUUUUACAAACAUGGCAGCGGAAACACUUGAGAUUAUUUCCAAAUCGUCUUGAACUGUACAACAAGUCCAGAGAUGGUUUAAUUCUUAAAAAAGGUGUUGAUCUUAUUUCAAUGCUUGAUAUUAAAGAAAUCUCUCCUGAAUUUUCACGUGUAUGUAAAAUGGAUAAUUGUAUUUCAAUUAAACUGAAAAAUGAUACCCGAUUGUAUAUAACUUCAAAUGACAAAAUAUUGAUUACACAAUGGAAAGAAGAAAUAUUAGAAGGUUAUCGAAUCUCAUGUGAACUGAUGGCACAUAUGAACAAGAAAGCGCAUAAAAUGUAUGGAGUUGUUGAUCCUGUAUCAAAUGCAGACAGUCAUCCGUCUGCUACAACCACUAUUACACCCGCACACACAUCAACUGUAGGCAUUGGUAGUAAUGUACAGCCUCCUCAUUCUGCUAAUCGUUUCCCGCAAAAAUCCCACUCACCCCCACAAGGUUCAUCACAACCUCGUCCUCGUUUAAGCCAUCAAGCAUCUAUGCCUUCCUAUCCAUCUGCAAAUCAUAAAGGCCAAGGUGCAUCUUUUGACUCUAUCACAGGUCCUAAGUCAGGCGGUGAUCAAACAGGUGAUACAGAUGGAAAUCAAGAGAUUAAUGCACAGGAUGGUGGAGGUGGUGUUGCUAGUGAUAACAGUAAUAAAUGUAAUUGAUUCUUUUUUUAAAAAAUUGGUUAUUUUCUUCUUAGAGGAAUAUCCUUUACUCCUUUUUUCUUCGGAUGAUGGAUAGAUGGAUAGAAGAAAUGAGCAUUUUCAGUUGUUUUCUGAUUCUAAGGAUCAAGGGAUUCAUGAAAAUACAAGGGAAAGACAAGUUGUGGAGGCUGGCAGCUUUCUGAUCCAAAACCGCAUUCCACUUUAGUUUCUACAAUCAUCAUUAUCAUCAUCAACAUUAUUAUUACUGUGUAAUCCCCGUGUGUGUGUUUAUAAUUAAAUAACUGUAUAUCAAUUCACCGUAUAGUG
Molecule: messenger RNA, 3028 nt
Organism: Trichobilharzia szidati
Lineage: Eukaryota; Metazoa; Platyhelminthes; Trematoda; Strigeidida; Schistosomatidae
Source: the annotation of a GenBank genome assembly